Molecule: messenger RNA, 1168 nt
Organism: Aphanomyces astaci
Lineage: Eukaryota; Oomycota; Saprolegniomycetes; Saprolegniales; Verrucalvaceae
Exons: 2
Coding region: 12-1100 (362 amino acids)
Source: RefSeq, a predicted model, not a curated record
GUUGUUCCGAUAUGGCGACCACGACCCCCACUGAACAUGACCUGACGAAUGUGAUCAAGAGCGUGACGGAGCAGAACCCGACCUUCGGCUCCAAGCGCAUCCUGGCGGCGGUCAAGGUGUCCCAUGCCGACUGGAUCGUGGGUGAAAAGCGAAUUGCCAAGCUGCUCAAGAAGCUCAACUUGGGCCAACCCCACAACGACACUCCGCUCUCGGACAACCAGUCGUCCGACGACGACCACACCCACAGCGACAGCAACUCCCCCGUCGUGACUCAAAAGAAGGAGGUUGAAGAGUCCCCUGAAACCCAAGAAACAAACCCUGCUGCCCCCGUUUCCAAAGUUGAUGCUCCCAGUGUUGAAGUUGCUUCCCCCGUCGUCGAAGUUUCUGCUCCCGUCGUCGAAGUUUCUGCUCCCGUCGUCGAAGUUGCUGCCCCCGUCGUCGAAGUUUCUGCCCCCGUCGUCGAAGUUUCUGCUCCCGUCGUCGAAGUUUCUGCUCCCGUCGUCGAAGUUUCUGCUCCCGUCGUCGAAGUUUCUGCUCCCGUCGUCGAAGUUGCUGCUCCCGUUGCCGAAGUUUCUGCUCCCAGUGUUGAAGUUUCUGCUCCCGUUGCCGAAGUUGCUUCCCCCGUCGUCGAAGUUGCUGCUCCCGUUGCCGAAGUUGCGAGUCCUGUAGUCGAAGUUUCUGCUCCCAUCGUCGAAGUUGCUGCUCCCGUUGCCGAAGUUGGGGCCCCUAUUGUGGAAGUUGCUGCUCCCGUUGUGGUUGAAGCUGUAGCUACAGUGGAAGUCGCCGCCCCUGUCGUUGAGCCUGCUGUAGAAGUUGCUGCCCCGACUGUUUCUGCUCCUGCUGUGGUGGAAACGCCAGUGGAAGUGAAGGAGGCUGCCGAGCAAUUGGUUACGUCCGUGACCACUGAAGCAGUAGCGUCUGUGGUGGCCAAGGCGAGCGUUGCUGAGGUAGUUUCUGACGAAGUUCAAGCUGAACCCAAGCCUGAAGUCGCUGCUGUUGUGGCGGAAGCCCCUGUGGUGGAUGAAAAGAAACCAGUCGCCUCCCCUGCAUUGGACCGUGCUGCGGAAGCUCAAAGCGGUUGCAAGUGUGUCAUUAUGUAGAUGUGAGAUUAAUAUGUAGAUUUGCACAAGCGAUUUCUCGACAACCAAAUGGAAUAUAUGGUGCAUUU